AUGACUUACGGUGAAUGGACAGAAAACAUCAGUCUGUUUAAACAAUACUUGAUAAUGCACAAUCAACACGGCGUGGCCGGGAGGAUAAGUUACCACAUUAAAAACAUUAAACAAGUAAAACGUGCAACAGAGUGUUGGAUGACAGCUCUACAAUAUGACAUCUUAUGCAGAAGACACAUCUUUGUUGAAAGAGAAGAAAAAGAGCCAAUAAAGGACAUUGGAACCUUUAUGAAGAAAUAUGAAGACAAGGCAAAAAACAAGUCCUUAAACUUUGGCAAGGCAAACAGAGGAGAAACUAAUCCAUAUGCAAAAGGUGGAAAAUCCGAGUUUAAACACCCAGAAACAGGUCAACGAAUGUAG
This is a messenger RNA of Melampsora larici-populina 98AG31, 360 nucleotides long. RefSeq lists its product as uncharacterized. Bases 1 to 360 code for a protein of 119 amino acids. NCBI's taxonomy places the organism in Eukaryota, Fungi, Basidiomycota, Pucciniomycetes, Pucciniales, Melampsoraceae. The transcript has 2 exons. The record is from RefSeq and is a predicted model, not a curated record.